UUUUCAGAUUUUCGUCAAGAUAUGGAGCCAUUCCAAGAUAAGAUUAAUGCUUUAAAGAGAUUAAAUAUUCUCAAGGAACACCUGACCGCUGCCAAGACAAGAAGUGAAGUCUACCAGGAUGUUGACACGUCAGAGAUUAUCAAUGAAGAAUUUACAAAAUCUAUCUCUCAUUUGGACAGAAAGCAUCAGGAAAACAUCCUCAAAGCUAGGAACAAGUUCUUAGAAUAUCAGAAGAUGAUCAAGAAGCCUGGCUGGAAGCUGGAAAAGGAGAUUAAGUACAAAAGCAGUACUGGCAAGCUCUGGAGCAACAUUGACAAGAAAACAGGGCUCAAUGGUAUACUUAGGAAAAUUGAAAUUGAUGUUCCCCAUCAACCAGCUUGUGACUUCUUUAAAGAUGAAAUUAAAUUCGCUAAGCUUAAUGACAACUUGAAAGAGACGAAGAUAGUAGAGGACCUCAAGAACGACUCUUCAUAUGUGUACCAUUGCUUCAAAGGAAAUCUUGUAGUUUCUGAUAGAGAUUUUUCCUUGUUUAAGCACUGAUUUACACUACCAGAUAAAAGAUUCGCUAUUGUGAGUUUCUCUGUCGUCCACCCUAAGAUGCCUGAGAGAAGAAAGAAGGUGAGGGCCCAUGCAGACCUCUCUGUCUACAUAAUCACUAAAAUCGCGGAGAACAAGAUCCUUGUUGAAACUAUCCAAAAUGGGGAUCCUAAGGGAAUCAUCCCUACAGCCCUGGUGAACAACAGAGCUACAAAACAGCUUGAUGCUCUUGAUCAGAUCAAAAGACAUCUUGAGAAGACAAUUAGCAGAUAAAUAAUGUUAGGAUUUUAACCAAUAGGUAUUAUAGGAGUGCU
Molecule: messenger RNA, 851 nt
Organism: Moneuplotes crassus
Lineage: Eukaryota; Ciliophora; Spirotrichea; Euplotida; Euplotidae
Source: the annotation of a GenBank genome assembly